Nothobranchius furzeri (turquoise killifish) is the source of this 3621-nucleotide messenger RNA. RefSeq lists its product as uncharacterized. The record is from RefSeq and is a predicted model, not a curated record. NCBI's taxonomy places the organism in Eukaryota, Metazoa, Chordata, Actinopteri, Cyprinodontiformes, Nothobranchiidae. Gene Ontology annotation, molecular function: protein binding.
ACCCGCCAUUUAACCGGAAAGGAAGAAGAAGAAGAGAACAUUAAGCACAGCUGCUCAGCAGCUCCAGGGGCUUAAUGUCACUAAGGGUCCAACCGCAGGUUAUUUAUUAUUAGUGUAAACAUUAAUAAGUGUUAAGACAGGACUUGUGCGUUUGGGGCAGCUCCCGUUGCUGUUAGCUAGCUGGGAUGGAGGGUCCGCUUCAUCUCCCGCCGGAGCUCUGGGUACUCGCCUUCAGCUACCUGAGCACCGAGGAAAAGCACACUGUUCGCUCCUGCUCCAGGCACCUGAAGAAGCUCGCUGACCACCCGGCUCUGUGGAGGGACUACACGGUGGUUUUGUCCGAGCUCCGUCGGUACACGUACGGCUUUUGGCACACCCUAUGUCACCGCAAACUCACCCGAGUGGCGGUGCGACACUUGCGGCGUAAAGAGUGGCGACGCCUGGUGAAGUUCCUGCCGUCGCUCACGGCCAUCGUUUUUAUGGACGGCGGGCGCCAGUACAAGGAGAAGUAUCUGGACAACCUGUCCAGGUUCCCCCACCUGAGGGAACUCGGAGUACGGAACGCCACCUGGGACGAAGCGCUGUUGGGCCGUGGGCUCACCCAGCAGCUCGGGGAGCGGCUGACCCACCUCAGCGUCUGCAACGUCCGGCUGCCCAGCACGGUGGAGUUCAUCGUCACGGUGUCGGAGCUGGUCAACCUGCGGUCCCUGCUGUUCCACCAGCAGGGUGAAGGCUACGGCCUGGACACCGUGAGACCGGUGCCCCGCAGCGACUUCCACAGACUCCUGGUCAGCCUGAAGAAACUCCGACACCUGUCCUGGGGGAUGAAGGGGGAGCCGCCAGAACCGCUACCGGACGACUACUUCAGCCCCGAGGAUCCGAACCAACCUGGACCAUCUUCAUACGGCGGCCCCGCUCUGUCCAGUCUAGAGCUUGUAGACUACCCAGAAACCCUCCUUCCUGAAAACGCACUGAGGAGCCUGACCUCGCUCAGGUCCUUGUCUGUCCGCUACAGAUACAUCAGAGACGGUGUUGACUGUCGCCUCAAAACAUGGCUAAGUCCACUGCAACAGCUGGAAUCCCUCACCAUCAUCGGUGGUAAUUCUCUUGCUACGUACACAACCCUGAUCCCCCCCAGUGUAACCCGGCUGACUCUGCGAGUAGCCAUAACGCUAAAAGACAUGGACUCCAUUGCACCCAAGGUUCCAGGACUCGAGCAUCUGGACAUUGAGCAGAACCGCUCUAGCGGCAGCCUCUGCAGACGAAUCCCUAUGCUUUUCCCUCAUCUCAGGACUCUUAGGAUACGAUUUUUCCGCCGUGAACCAGAGAAAGACCUGCUAAGUCUCCAAAAGCUGCGGCACCUGGUGCAGCUGGAGCUGCUAGUGGAGCGUUCCUUUAUUCUGAGGGAUUACCUUAACGGCCACCCCUGGCCGAGCCCCGGUGUACAGGAGCUCAUCAAUGAGCUACGGGAUCUGUCUGAGAACAGGAUCACCGUCAUAACCGCCAUGCGGCAGAGAAGCCUUCUACGAGAAUGUGACUGUCUAUGGGAGGGAGACUGAGCCGAUCAGACGGGAGCGACAGGAAAACGCUUCAUCGUGGGACUGGCGCCAAUCUGACACAUGAGCCUGUGAGACAUGGAAGCCCAGAGUUGGUUGCUUCUGUUCUGAAGUAAUCACCUGGCACUAGAACCGGUGGUCAGGUCUGGCCAGAGCAGCAGCUGCAGUGACUGGUUCCAGAUUGGUUAAGGUCCCUGGUCAAGUCUUCCCAUGCUGACAGCACGAGGUUUAGUCAUGUGGAAACUCUGACUUUGAUCCAAAAGUCAACACAAAUAAAACGUUUUCGGCAGUGUCUGGAGGUGGAUUUCCACUAAACUACUUUGAUUACACAAGUAAAGCGGUGGUGCCGUGUCCCGUUUCCUCCUGAACUAUCAAAUAGGUAAAGGACAAAAGCUGCUUUUGUUUCUGCAGAAAGUUCUUUUCGCCGGUCUUAACCAGCAGGAGGGCAGCGCAGGCUCAUCCCUUCAUACUAAUGACCUCAACUCAGGUGUUCCAGGGAGGAGGGUCUUCAUUCAUCUCACCACAUGCAGGCUCCAGCAGAACUGGUUAGAGGAGUUUAACUGCUAUCCAGGACCACGUCUCCUCAUAAACAUUAGUGUCUGAAUCCUAUGACACCAACUUGGAAUCUUUUCCCCCCAAACCAACCGCUUCCUUUUAAGGUUUUAAUUUCAAUUCAAACAAAAGUUUUGGUUCUUUUUUCAUUUGCUGGAGGCAUUUUUUUAGCCUGGCCUGCCAGACUCUUCCACUGGUUAAUUCUGCACAGAGCGAGAGUCUGGUAACUCACAGGCAGAGAGGCACAUGAGGGGCGGGAUUAGGUAGCUCAAAAAUAACCAAUCAGGAAAAAGACGGAAAUGCCGACUGUACCGCGCGACGCUGUCGUUUUUUUUAGCUGUAGUCAAAUGGCGUCUGGCGACAGCGCAGACGUCUUUCUGUAGAAGAAAGGCUUUUAGCGCUUCUACUUGUUGUUUUAAAGACAUUCAAGUCAUUUAGAGCAGAGGAAAGAGCCGCAGCGAACUCUGCGUCAGUCGCCAUGUUUAUGACAAACUCAGCGUUGUGGUGUGUGACGUACGCUGCUCGGCUCUGAUUGGCUCGGUUAGAAUUCUCAGGGGGUGGAGUUAUUUGAAUAGGAGAGUUCCCAGACCCUUUCUCUGUGCAGAAUUAAGGUUGGUUUAUGCUUGACGCGUCCGUGUGGUGAAAUUUCAUCAUUUUAACAACACUGCGCCUCCGCAUGGCCCCAAAUUUCCGCACCGCGCACCUAGCAAAUUUUCUAACCACGCGGACGGUUGGACGUGGAAAAACAUGGCGGACUGGCAAGAACUAGUAUGGCAGAGGUUGGUAAAUACAGACAUUUGUAUGAUUCAGCGCUCAGAGAUCACCGUGAUCAACAUGUUGUUAAUAAUUCUUGAAGAGAAAUAGUUCGCACUGUCGGAAAAGAUGAGGACGCUGUUAAAAAUGCUGGAAUGCCAUGUUGUAAACAGUAAUUUCCUCUACUAUGGUGUAGUGUUGGAUGCAUGCCGUAGAGCUCCAUGCUGCCCCCUACAGUUUGGGAGAAUAUUGGCUCACCGCAGAGACAAGCCGCAUGAACCAUAAACGCUGCGAGUUGUGAAGCGUGUUCCAUCCGCGAGCCGCAUCACCGUGCGGAAAGUGAAUGCGUCAAGCAUAAACCAAGCUUUAAACAGGAGGAGUCUGGCAGGACAGGCUAGGCAUCAUUGGUUUAAGGUAACUUGUUAAAGUCCAUGUUCUUGUAUUUAUUUAUAUUUAUACUUGAAAAGGAAAAUGAGGAUUAAUUUUAUUUUUGGCCUGUUUUUGGUAUUUUUAUAGAAGCAGUCUGAUUGUAGCUUCUACCAGCAGCCGGAGACUUUACACAAAUGAGUGGAAUCCAGGGUAGAAACGAUAAAGUAGCCAGAUUUAGUUCCUGUUCCUUUGUGUUUUCUUUCAGUGACUCCAGUGCUCCAGUCUGCAGCUCUAUAGUUUCUUUACUCAUUUGUUUCUACUUCACCAGUUUGCUGAAACCAACAUGUUUGAGUAUGAAAAAGUCAAUAAAUGCUAAACAUGUUUUAACGUG